Messenger RNA from Prunus armeniaca (apricot), 585 nucleotides. Lineage: Eukaryota; Viridiplantae; Streptophyta; Magnoliopsida; Rosales; Rosaceae. The record is from the annotation of a GenBank genome assembly.
AUGGUUGCUUUGGUACCUCAAGAAAAUAUGGUUGCUUUGGUAUCUCGCACUGGCAGGCAUUUGCAGCGAUACAGUAAAGGUCGUCGCCAAGUUGUAGGAUGUAUUCCAUACAGAUAUAAAACUUCCAAGCAGACUCCCUCAAAGCAUGAUGCACCAGAACUAGAAGUUCUUGUCAUUACUUCACAAAAAGGCAAAGGAAUGCUCUUUCCAAAGGGAGGGUGGGAAAUAGAUGAAUCCAAGGAAGGGGCAGCCUCCCGAGAGACGCUAGAGGAAGCAGGAGUAAGAGGAUUCAUUGAGGGUGAACUGGGUAAAUGGAUCUUCAAGAGCAAAAGCCAUGAUGCUUACUAUGACGGUUACAUGUUCCCUUUACUUGUUCAGGAGCAGUUAGAUUUCUGGCCAGAGAAGAAUCUCAGACAAAGGAUUUGGAUGAGUGCUCAAGAAGCAAGAGAAGUUUGCCAGCAUUGGUGGAUGAAAGAAGCCUUGGAUAGGUUAGUAAAUCGUCAAACAUCUCAGCAACAAAAUCAAGACCAAGAAUUAGAUCAUGUUCUUAAAGCUAGGAGGGAAAAUCUGAUGGCAUGUAUGUAG